AUGGCUAACCGUGUUACAUACAGACGCCGUCUUUCGUACAACACAAAGUCAAACAAGACUAGAAUCGUCAAGACUCCAGGAGGACGAUUGGUUAUUCAAUACAUCAAGAAACGCGGACAAAUCCCAGUCUGCAAGGAUACCGGAGUCAAGCUCCACGGAGUGAGUUUUUACUACUUUAUUUGAAUGAAAUACAUGGAAAAAAUUGAAGUUCAUAGAAGAUUCCUCUGAAUUUUGUCAAAAUUAAUUUGAAGUUCGGUAAGAUUACGGUUUUUUCUCACAAAUUCAAUCUUCAAAUCUGAUCUCGAAAAUUUUCAAUUUCCAAAUUCAAAAUUGUUUUUUUUUCAGAUCACCCCAGCCCGUCCACGUGCUUUGACUCUCCUCAAGAAGAACCAAAGAACCGUCAGCCGCGCCUACGGAGGAUGUUUGUCGCCAAACGCCGUCAAGGAACGCAUCACCCGUGCCUUCCUCGUCGAAGAACAAAAGAUCGUCAACAAGGUUAUCAAGCGCCAAAAGGAAUAA
Messenger RNA from Caenorhabditis angaria, 519 nucleotides. The record is from the annotation of a GenBank genome assembly. NCBI's taxonomy places the organism in Eukaryota, Metazoa, Nematoda, Chromadorea, Rhabditida, Rhabditidae.